UUAAAAUUUCACUUAAACAUUUCGUGCAACAACGAUCGGCAAAGUUGAGGUGACGCUAUUUCGGAUUGAUGGAUUUCCUAUUGAAAGUUCUGCGACCGUUCAUUGUGGUGCAACGUUUGUAUUUCCCAGUUUUGACUGCAAUGCCUAGCUUCUGUUUCAGGAAUAAUUAUAGCACCGUAAAUAAAAAUUAUGAAAAAUACACCGUGAACGUUAUACCCGCAUUUACGAGUUAUUUCUAUAACCAAAACAACAUUUAAAAAACUGUGAAACUGGUAAUGAUUUUAAAUUGUCCGUCGUGUAAAAUUUGCAUUCAUGGCAACACUGCUGCCAUUACACCGCGAUUGUUUGUUUGACACGAAAUGCCCAAAAUUGGUACAAUUCGAUCGUCGCGAAGUCUACUCGUAUCUUAAAUGAAAUAAACAUUGAUAAGUUGAAUCUACCAAUUAGUUAUUCCUCUGAAUUCUUCCGUAGAAAAGAUUUAGGUGUAUAGUGCAGUGUUUAGCUGGCGAGUAUAUUGAAUUUAUUACAUGCCACACAUCGGGUCUUGCAAGUCAUUGGAAAGAACCAGCCCCCCCUUGUAUGUGGGUAAUUGAUUCUGUCUUUAACGAACUUAUAUGAGCUCUUACAACGAGUGGACACGGACAUCAAACGACGAGUCAAGGAUCGAUGAAUCAGAGACAACUGUAAUGGAGCGGUCUAAAGAUAACAACAGGGCAAUUGGCUCGCACAAAAAUCAUCGCACUAUUGCCUCGAACGAUGAACUUGAAGUGAAGCGCGCUUCGGCCAAAAAGCUGAUAGAACGAUAUUUUUAUCAGUUGAUGGAGGGCUGUGGAAAUGAGCAGUGCUCGAAUAAGAACUGUGCCUCGAGUGGAAAGGUCAGCCGGAUGACGGCGAACGCGGCUGCUGCGCGAGCGAUACAGCUUUUUUCGCAGGAAGCACCUUUGUGCGAUGAAAAAAAAACUCCAAUAUUGUCGAAGCCCAGCGAAAACCAUGCGGCCAGUGGUAGUUCCUCUAGUAGUGCAGCUGUCCAUCAGUCGAUGGAAUGCAAACCUACCCCAUCACCGUCAAGUCCGUGUUUGGAUCGAUCCGGUACGUACUUGGAAGAGAACAAACAAAAUAUGAAUACGAAACGCGUGGAGGUGGCUGAUAAUAGCUCCCUCGCUGAUGUAACGCCUAUGGAGGAAGGAGACCAGGGGGAAACGUCCAAUGUCCAUAGUGACAGUAGAAAAAGGUUAGCCUACGAUCAACCAGUGGAGAGCAGCAGCAGUAGUAGAAAUUUAAGAAAAAUGGCAACUAACCAGCUCCACGAUAGCACCAUGGAUGCCAAUGCCGAUAGCCUUAGUAGAAACGUUGAUUCGGCACUAUCGACGACGAUAACAUCAGCGCAAGGGGCCCAGCAUCUAAGCGAGGAAAAUCUGAAUGAACUUAUCGAUUGGUGCAAGCGCCACAGGUCCGAUUCGCUGCUCAUCCGCACGGUGGGUGCCGUGUUCUCCGCUCACCAGUUACUCUCGAAGAGUUUUCAGCUCAGUUCGGCCACGUCAAGCAUCGAUAGGAUGUUGGCAAGGGCACCUCCGGGGGAUUUGCGCAACAUGAAGAAGGAAGAUAUUCGAUCGCUCGAAGGUGAUCUCGAUAAGGACGAGGACAGUAAAGCACCACCGGAUAGCGCGCAGGACGUCCUGGGUAUGUCCUACACUUCCGUCGAUGUGGCUGCACUCAGACGUUCGCUGAAAAUGGUCCACGCAGCUCGCCCGGACAUCGUUGGGCCGAUAAACAAUGCACUGCAAUUGCUCGGCGAGUCCCUGUCGCGUGAUUUACGAGUAUCGCUGAAAGACACGCAGGAGCAGAUUGAACCGAUCAUAUCGGUGUUUGUGAUUGCGUUCGAAACGAUGUUGAUUGCUUCGGCAGAUUUUCUGGAGGAUACGUACCCGCGGAUUUGCGCUGCCGUUACUUAUCUACCCAUGUGGGCACAGGGCCGUCUUGCUAGCAUUUGGGCGCAACACUGUCCAGACAGUAUUUACCCAAUGUUGCAACAGAUUCAGCAGCUGAUCACCAUCACCACGCUCUCACUCAACCCCUAUCAACAAGGACCGGCACAGGGAAAUGAGGUUGUAUGCAAUGCAACAAAGGUUAUGAAGUUAAUUUACUUUGCAAAUAUUCUCGCGGGGGAUCUGGAACCGAAGCAAUAUCGAGAGACGGAUCUGCGGGAUACAUCACUGCCGUCCUUCCUUUCGCUCGUACCUGAGGACGAAGAGAUGGUAGGUGAGGAAGAUCGGCGUACGAGCCACAAGAGGCUAGAGGAUCCGCUCGCGCAGCUGCUUGAUGUAAAUCCGCUCGACUGCCGCAAACCACUGGUGCCAUACGAAGAAUUUUACAACGAGCUGUUAUGUGAUAGCAUCGAGAUGGACCACGACUAUUUGAUCUACCGGAGCAUCACAACGGCCGAAAGCGGCGGAACACCACUGCUGGGAGGUGACGUUUCGAAGCACUUUUGCUUCAUGCAGCACGCCUUUAUCCUCACGACCACCACGAAAACGCUCGCUCUGUACUACGAUUCGCGCAUCCGGAUGAUGUCCGAGCGGCGAAUCAGUGCCAUGAGGCAGUACCUGCUCGAUGAUCCCGUGAAUCCCUUCUUGAACCUGCGCAUCCGACGCGAUCAUAUAAUCGAUGAUGCGCUGGUCGAGCUGGAAAUCAUUGCCAUGUCCAACCCGAAGGAUCUCAAGAAGCAGCUCGUGGUGGAGUUCACCGGAGAGCAGGGCAUCGACGAGGGUGGUGUAUCGAAGGAGUUCUUUCAGCUCAUUAUCGAGGAGAUUUUCAAUCCGGACUACGGUAUGUUCGUGACAAACGAGGACACCAACAUGAUGUGGUUCAAUUCGAUAUCGUUCGAAAACGAGGCUCAAUUUACACUGAUCGGCAUCGUGCUGGGUUUGGCAAUCUAUAACAAUAUCAUACUGGCGGUUAACUUCCCAAUGGUCGUUUAUCGCAAGCUGAUGGGGAUGAGAGGAUCAUUCCCGGAUCUGAAGGAUCUCAAUCCGGUUCUCUACAACAGUUUAAAGUCGUUGCUGGAAUACACGGAAAACGACAUGGAGGAUGUGUUUAUGCAAACGUUCAAAAUUGGCUACCAGGACGUGUUUGGAAGCACGCUCGAGCACGAGCUGAAGCCGGAUGGGGACAAGAUCUACGUUACGCAGGAAAACAAGCAGGAGUUUGUAGAGCUGUACAGUGACUUUUUGCUCAACCAGAGCGUCGAGAAGCAGUUCAAAGCGUUCCGUCGUGGGUUCCAGAUGGUAACGGACGAAAGUCCACUCCAUCUGCUGUUCCGCCCGGAGGAGGUGGAGCUGAUCGUGUGCGGAAGCAAGGAGUUCGACUUCGAUCAGCUCGAAAAGUCGACGGAGUACGAGGGAGGCUUUACGGUCGAAUCGCAAACAAUCAAAGAUUUCUGGACGAUCGUGCACGGUUUGUCGAUGGAAACCAAACGAAAACUACUGCAGUUCACCACGGGCUCCGAUCGUGUUCCUGUUGGGGGUCUCAGCAGGCUAAAAUUGGUCAUUGCCAGGAACGGUCCCGACUGCGACCGAUUACCGACUAGUCACACUUGUUUCAACGUCCUGCUAUUACCUGAGUACGACUCGAAGGAGAAACUAGAGGAACGCUUACUUAAAGCAAUCACCUACUCAAAGGGCUUCGGAAUGCUGUAAUGUGCGUCUAGCUAGGCUGGAGGUUCACACACACUCAGACUCUCUCAGACAGCGAUGUUUUUUAAGAUUGCUGAAUCCUUUGCGAACUAACCAUGACCACAUUAUCCAUUACGAUUGUACUCAACCUCAACAAGCGGAAGUGAACAAUUUUAUUUUAUAGGCGUUUUUAAAACAAUCUCCUGAUUGGAUUUUGUACAGAGUAAAUUUUUGUUUCAUGCAAUGUUUCAAUAGCUUUAGUUCAGUUUCGUACAGCACACAUUUUUGUUACAAACCAGUGAUUUAAAAACCCGUUAACAUUUCAUAAUGAUAGAUUUUGUUUUGAUUGUAAUAAAUAAAAGCAGCUACUGUAACUUAUGUAUGAUAUUCUGGAAAAUUAAUAAAGUGAGUUCUUUAAAUUUGA
Messenger RNA from Anopheles coustani, 4095 nucleotides. RefSeq names its product ubiquitin-protein ligase E3A (gene Ube3a). Gene Ontology annotation, biological process: protein polyubiquitination. Gene Ontology annotation, molecular function: ubiquitin protein ligase activity. NCBI's taxonomy places the organism in Eukaryota, Metazoa, Arthropoda, Insecta, Diptera, Culicidae. The record is from RefSeq and is a predicted model, not a curated record. Bases 615 to 3695 code for a protein of 1026 amino acids. The transcript has 7 exons.